Molecule: messenger RNA, 2042 nt
Organism: Scomber scombrus (Atlantic mackerel)
Lineage: Eukaryota; Metazoa; Chordata; Actinopteri; Scombriformes; Scombridae
Product: ubiquitin-conjugating enzyme E2 D2-like
Exons: 7
Coding region: 388-831 (147 amino acids)
Biological process (GO): protein polyubiquitination; ubiquitin-dependent protein catabolic process
Cellular component (GO): nucleus
Molecular function (GO): ubiquitin conjugating enzyme activity
Source: RefSeq, a predicted model, not a curated record
GACAGCCGCUAGUCGGCUAACUGCAUCGAGCGAAACCAAAAGAGAAGCUUUUGUCGUCCGGGGUUACUUCACCCUGGCACACGCACUUAUUCAGAGAGAUAUAAUCCAAUAAUAUUACACGUCAAGAAACUUUGCCUUUAUCUUGAGGCGUCGUGUUUUGUGAGGUUUGGGGAAGAAUAAGCUGGGUAAAAACUCGCAUACGUAGUUGUGGCUAACUGCGCUAGCUCGGAGAGAAAAGAAGAGAAAAGGCCUCAGCGUCAAUUAUAUGAAGUGAGUAAGAUAAUAGCUGUUUAAAAUCAUCCUGGCAUAUCACGGUGGUUGCCAUUCACUGCUACGACUGUACGGAUCGGACAAUUUAAAAGAAGGGGCAGAACAUCGAGAAAGAAGAUGGCUUUGAAAAGGAUCCACAAGGAGCUUAACGACCUGGCUCGUGACCCUCCGGCACAGUGCUCGGCCGGCCCAGUGGGCGAUGACAUGUUUCACUGGCAAGCCACAAUCAUGGGACCUAGUGACAGUCCAUAUCAGGGAGGUGUUUUCUUCUUGACAAUUCAUUUUCCAACAGACUACCCCUUCAAACCACCCAAGGUUGCAUUUACGACACGAAUUUACCACCCAAAUAUUAACAGUAACGGCAGUAUCUGUCUGGAUAUUCUCAGAUCACAGUGGUCUCCUGCACUUACUAUUUCUAAAGUUCUUCUCUCCAUUUGCUCACUCCUAUGUGACCCCAACCCUGAUGACCCACUAGUGCCAGAGAUUGCACGAAUCUACAAAACAGAUAGUCAGAAAUACACCAAAAUGGCAAAAGAAUGGACACAAAAAUACGCAAUGUGAUGGCAUCGUUCGGAAAGCUGGAGGAAAAUGUUGUUGCUGGUUCAAACUUAAAAAAUUCCGGGAUCUUUUUUUUGUUUUUCCCCCCUUUUUUUUCCACUUUUUUUUGUUAAUCAGAGCAUUUUACCUCCUCUCCCCCCCCCCCUUACUUCCUUUUUUUUCUCCACCUGCGCGCUCAUAAGAAGAUAGUGUUUUUCUCUCUCAAGGACACGUGCCAGUUUCUGUGAAGUUUCGACUCCCGUUUUUGUACAGAGUUUAAAAAAAAGAAAAGAAAGAAAAAAAAAUCGAAAAAAAAAUCACCAUGGUUCUAAUAACUCGGUUUGAGCAUGCACCAGUAAAAGUUUCUUUUUUGUUUUCUUUUUUUCCCUCCAAACCUCCAAACUUGGUGAUAUUUGUCAUUACUCUGCACACACUUAAGUAGAAUCUGAUGCAGCUGGUCUCCUGACUCUCUGAAUAGCAUAUCGACCCAGUGCUGAUCUGUUUGGGGGGUGACUGGCUGGACGCUUCGGGGGGGUUCGUCGGUCACAACUCGACUGAAUGCUGGGUUUCUCGGGGCAUUUUGUAGAGAAACCUUCUUUUUCCAGAUCCUUAAAUUCUGCUCUUAAAUUUCCAAUUUAGCACAAAAAAAAUGUCAUCUGCUUGAUUUAUUUGAGCCUGAGGUAAAAAAAAAAAAAUCAUCUGAAAAAUGUCAAUUCUCUCUUGAAAAGCUUUGAGAAACUGGUUCGUGGGUCUUGUAUCUGCCUCCUUGGACUGGUGUGACUUCAGUCAGUAUGUUCUUCUGAUCAUUAGUAUAGGAAUCUAUUACCUGAAGAAAGAAGUGUAUCUUAUUCCACUAUCAAAGUGUGUGUACAGAGAAGCACAGCAGUAUAUAUCAAAUGUUAAGGAAACAUAAAAUAUAAGAUCUUCAAUGUUGUAUUAUUAUGCAUGUUAAUAAAGGUAGGCUAUUAUAUCUGAUAUGUUUCUGCAGAUUUAAGUGGAUUGUAAGGCUGAACAGUUGGAAAAAUUUGGUUCCCCUCAAAAGCUCUAUUUCUUUUUAUUAUUUUUUUUAUUUUUAUGUUAUUUAGAAGUCAGUAGAUGAGCUAUUAGUUUUAUGCCCACUCGAACACUGUCUUCUUGUAGCCCUAAAAUAUUGAUGCAAAGCCAAUGGUUGAUAAUCAACCUGUGGCUCUGUUUUGUUUUUAGUUUUCCCUUCAAUAAAGUUACUUAAACCAUAA